Telopea speciosissima is the source of this 384-nucleotide messenger RNA. RefSeq lists its product as uncharacterized. The record is from RefSeq and is a predicted model, not a curated record. Lineage: Eukaryota; Viridiplantae; Streptophyta; Magnoliopsida; Proteales; Proteaceae. The coding region runs from base 1 to 384 and encodes 127 amino acids. The transcript has a single exon.
AUGGGGAAUUGCAUUCGACAUGAAUCUUCAGAUUCAGACAUGACAUGGGGAGGCGAUGAUUGGGGUUCUCCACAACCGGAGAAGUUGAUCUUCACCAAGAAGAGUGAUCGAAAGAGAGAAGAAGAAGCUAAUCCAGAAAAGAUGCAGAAGAAGAAAAAGAUGAUGAACAGAGGAGGAGGAAUGGUUUCUGCUGGUGGUGUUGCUGUGACGGAAGUAAAGAUUAAGAUUACAAAGAAGCAAUUGGAAGAGUUGAUAGGGAAAGUAGAUGUUCAAGGUCGUAUGUCCGUACAACAGAUGCUUGCACAUUUGAUGAUUGUUGGCGACGAUAGACAUCAAGUUCAUCACAGAUCUUGGAGACCUGCACUUCAGAGCAUCCCUGAAUGA